AUGAGCCAGUACGCAAACGUGCCAAAGUCUGAUUUGGACGAGAGCCAGAUCCGGGAGUUGGAGCAGUUUGAGGUGUCGCAGGGGCCACUUUCUGUUUUGCAGCAGUCUGUGCGAAACCAUACGCAGGUGCUGAUUUCGCUGCGGAACAAUAAAAAACUGCUUGCCCGGGUCAAGGCGUUUGAUCGUCACUCGAAUAUGGUGCUGGAAAAUGUGAAAGAGAUGUGGACAGAAGUGCCAAAGAGCAAAAACAAAAAGCCCGUGAAUAAGGACCGCUUUAUAUCGAAAAUGUUCUUGCGCGGCGACUCGGUGGUACUCGUACUGCGCAAUAUUGCCUAG
Molecule: messenger RNA, 336 nt
Organism: Malassezia vespertilionis
Lineage: Eukaryota; Fungi; Basidiomycota; Malasseziomycetes; Malasseziales; Malasseziaceae
Gene: SMD2
Product: mRNA splicing protein
Exons: 5
Coding region: 1-336 (111 amino acids)
Biological process (GO): RNA splicing; spliceosomal snRNP assembly
Cellular component (GO): catalytic step 2 spliceosome; U5 snRNP; precatalytic spliceosome
Molecular function (GO): RNA binding
Source: RefSeq, a predicted model, not a curated record